Molecule: messenger RNA, 1001 nt
Organism: Effrenium voratum
Lineage: Eukaryota; Dinophyceae; Suessiales; Symbiodiniaceae
Source: the annotation of a GenBank genome assembly
GGGAGCGCCAAUCAACUUGUGGAAAACACGAUGUGACGCGCGCGAUAAAAAGCUUGUGGCGCGACUAGGGUCAUCUCUGUUCGCCAGAUUGCCACCCGCAUGGGCCCAUGGUCCGAGAAUGGAUCGUGAAGAGCGGCGUGAAGGCGGUGCAUUUCCGGAAGCAGCCGGUGCCGGACAGCAGCGAGCAAAAUGUGCUGGGCAUGCUGAAGGCGGGAGACAGCGUCUACGGGGAGUUUCUGCACAUCAGGCGAGCUUCUCGCGAAGCCGGCUUCGUGAAAAUUGGCCACGUGGAGCAGCAAGGCGGCAGCAAGUGGUUGGUGGCUGGUGCGGUCGGCGGCAACGCUUUGCUCACCAAGCACCCAACUGAGGCCGCAGAGAACGGCAACGCAGUGGGCUACGCCCUGGAUGGAGAGCUGGUGGAUGGAGAGUUCCUCUUCUGCAUGCGCCGGGGUGAGAAGCGGGGGGGCUAUGUGAAGGUGAAGCACUUGAAGCCGGUCAAGGCUCGGCAGCUGCGUGCCGAGCCGCCGGUGGAUCAGGAGGAGAUGGCACAGCUCGCCGCGGGGCUCAGGGCGCCCUCUGUGCAGCGCUGGGCUGUGAUGGACCCUGGCCAUGACGGUGCGUGGCUGCGCCGGGAGCCCUCCAGCAGCCGGAGCCCGGAGAACGUUGUGUGCCUAGUGCCCAAUGGUGCAGUGGUGGAGGGCGAGUUCUUGCAAGUUCAUGGGCCGCACGUGGGCUGCGUGCUCUUCAAAGAUGUGGAGCAGCAGGGCCCCAAGGCCUGGCGCGUGCUGCGCGCCACGCGGCUGCGAUCCUCCCUGGGCGACAAAGAGCUGGGCGCCGGGGAGAUGCUGGAAGGUGAGUAUGUCUUUGUCACUUACCUCAAGCGAGGCAAGCAUCAGGGCUUCAUUAAGCGUCACUACUUGGUCGCCAUGGCGGGAAACACCGCUGAUGGAGCCUCAUCCCCGCCGGUGAAGCGGCGGAAGACCUGAGAGGGUUGUGGGAAU